Messenger RNA from Patella vulgata (common limpet), 5529 nucleotides. RefSeq names its product sorting nexin-27. Lineage: Eukaryota; Metazoa; Mollusca; Gastropoda; Patellidae. Gene Ontology annotation, molecular function: phosphatidylinositol-3-phosphate binding; protein binding. The coding region runs from base 15 to 1547 and encodes 510 amino acids. Gene Ontology annotation, cellular component: early endosome. The transcript has 13 exons. The record is from RefSeq and is a predicted model, not a curated record. Gene Ontology annotation, biological process: intracellular protein transport; signal transduction.
AUCACGUGACAAGUAUGGCGGACAGCGAUGAAGAUAGUUAUAAUUCACCCUCCCCUUCAGAAAAACAUGUAGAAGCACAGGGGCCUCGAGUGGUCACAAUUUAUAAAACAGAGACUGGUUUUGGAUUUAAUGUAAGAGGACAAAUAAGUGAAGGAGGAGUGCUUAAAUCAAUUAAUGGUGUGUUAUACGCUCCCCUUCAACAUGUUAGUGCUGUUCUGGAAGGCGGCGCAGCUCAGAGAGCUGGUAUUCGGAAAGGAGACAGAAUUUUGGAAGUAAAUGGAAGUAAUGUUGAAGGUUCAACCCAUAAGCAAGUAGUCGAUUUAAUAAGAUCAGGGGGUGAUACCCUUACACUUACAGUUGUUGUAGUUAUUUCAGUACCAGAUCAAGUAGCAGAUAAAUUAGAACCCAGUGAUGACUCAUCGGGACCAUCAUAUAUAGAUUAUUCUGAACGUAGAUCAUUACCUAUAUCAAUACCUGAUUACCAGUCAGUAGAGCAUGAGGGCGAAAAAUUUGUGAUAUAUAAUAUUUAUAUGGCUGGAAGACAUUUGUGUUCUAGACGAUACAGAGAAUUUGACACAUUACACAAUAAUAUCAAAAGAGAAUUUCCCGACUUUAAUUUCCCUAAAUUACCAGGUAAAAAACUCUUCCACCUGUCUGAGCAGCAGUUAGACCAAAGACGUCGAGGAUUAGAGCAAUAUUUAGAGAAAGUUUGUGCUGUUCGUGUUAUUGGUGAUAGUGAUCUGGUACAAGAAUUUUUAUCCGCGGGAGAAUCAGAAACUGAUAAUAUAGGUAGUGAUGUAGAAUUAAAGGUUAUGUUACCAGAUAGAAACUUAUGUGUGGUUACAAUCCGUCGUAAUGAUAAUGCUGAUCAAGUUUUUGAGGCUGUGGUAGUAAAAUUAAACUUAACAGAAAAAGCUGCCCAAUGUUUUUAUUUAUUUGAAACAGUCGAAUACAAUUUUGAUAGAAAACUUCAACCACAUGAGUUACCUCACAAUAUUUAUAUACAGAAUUAUAGUACAGCUACAGCAACUUGUAUAACUGUACAAAGAUGGUUCUUCUCAUUGACUAAAGAAUUGGCACUAAAUAUUGAUGAACGAGCUUUAUCAUAUUUAUACUGGCUGACUGUUGAUGAUAUCAGUAGAGGUCAUGUCAAAACAGGAGAUAAAUUAUACGAGUUAAAGGCAUUAAAAGAAUCAUCAAAAGUGCAAGAGUACUUGAAGGUGGCAAGAAGGUUAGAAGGUUAUGGUGAGGUUGUCUUUCCACACUGUGCGUGUGAUUCAAGACGAGAUGGUCAUGUGAUUGCUAGAAUAGGUAUAGAAUGUUUUAAAUUACAAGCUUGUCAAGAAAAUGGAACAGCUGAGUCUCAAGUGAUAGAAUUUUCAUGGAAAGAUGUAUUGUCAUAUGAAGUAGAUGAAGAAGGAAUGUCUUUUAACUUUGAAUACCAUCGACAAGGAAAAAAACCUAGAAUAGUCAAAAUUUUCACACAAUAUUUUUAUUAUAUGAAUGAUUGUUUUAAUAAAGUUUAUGAAGAACUAGAAGAAAAAUAAUGCUCAAGUUGACUAACUGAUGUCAAAUACAGCUUUUAUUAUUGAGAUGUAGAUUGUGACACCACCAACUGUUGAUUCAGUUUAUAUUGUAUAAAACAACAAGGAACUAGUUUCUUUUCAAAUAGUGCUUCAAGUACUUACUGUACAUAUAAAGGACACAUUGUGCUGUAUUAUAUUUACAUACAGUUGAUAGCAGUUUGUUUUUCUUUCUUAUAAAAUACAUUUGUGUGGUCGUUUCCAUAUAUACACCUCUGUCACUCAACCUAAUUCAAUAUUAAUCUUAAAUCUCUUUCUGUAACAUAAUUUUGAUAAACAUGGGUAAGAGCGAACACAACUGCAAUGAAAUGAACUAAAUGGUUUAAAUUUGGUAGAAAAUGACCUCAUUACUACUCACAGAUUUUUAUAUUUGAGAAAGUUAUCAGAAUUAUAUUUUAAAAUGGCAGAAGAGAUUAAGAUUAUAUAUUAACUACAUUGAGUCAUAAACAAGAUCAAAAUAAAUAGCCGUCAAAUAUUCUGGUUAUUUUAUUAGUGAUGGUUUUAUUUUUUAUCAAAAGUUAUAUUUAUGUUAUUGUGUUUCUUGUUAUAAGCAUAGUUUGCAACUUAUUAUUAAUGGUGCUUCAGUUUGGCAUAUUAUCGUUUGACGAUAUAAUUGAAUCACAUAAGACAUCAAAUUACUUAUGGUUUAAUCCACGAUGAAAUAAACUCAAAUGGAUUAUUUAACUGUUUAUUAAUCUAGGUUGGAUUCAGCCAGAUUUAAAAGAGGUCUAUCAAUAGAUUUUAGCUGAACUUAUAGGUGACAUUGUCAUGUUUGUAGCGGUUAAACCUUAAAUAAAACUGCCCAAAAAUUAUGUCAAAAGAGAAAACAACCUUUAAAUAAAACUGCCCGAAAAUUAUGUCAAAACAGCCAUAAAAUAUCAAAACGACCAAUUAUGAUAAAUAUUUGUUAUUCACCAUAAUGAUAUAUGUACAUAAAUUUUGAGCUGAUUAAAAUGUAUUUGUGUCCAUUUUGGUUGAUGGCUGUUAUGACCAUAUCCCUUUUAUUUUGACUGCAGAGGAUGUCAAAUAUUGCACAAAAUUUUGAACAAAAUCGAAUCAUUUUUGGGCUGAUAUACAUUUUAGAGAUUCUAACUUCACAAUUUAUAGUAGAAUUUUGUAGGAAUAUUACUGACAUAAAUUUAAAUACCGUAUGUCAAUUAAAUAUGAAAAAUGACGAGGUGCACCCACUUUUUUAUUAGUAUGAAUUGGAAUAUUUUGUUGACCAGAAUUUUAAUUGUGGUCUGAAACCGCCUAUUUAAAUAACAAUAAGAGUUAUGCCCCUUUAUUUUCGGUAAAAAUGUAAAAAACAAUUGAAAUAGCAACAUUGUACUAGAUAUAAGGAAUUCAGAAUCCCUCAAAUGACGAUAAGCAGCCGUUUGAUCAACCCACAACAAGAUAUUUUUUGGCCAUUGAUAAUAUAGAUGGGUGGAAAUGUAAUUUGAUAUAGAAUACAAGAAUGUACAGUAAUGGAUGUAUACUGUCACAUUACAAUUGUGUUUGCGGUGGCAAAAUCUCCUCCUGCUUUGAACAGUUCUAUGUUAGUAUCAAAAUAAUAAAAAUAUAGUGUUGAUGUGAAGUGCUAUCAAAAUUCAUGUUAUAUAUUUUUAAUUUCAUCUCGGCUAAUUAGGCUUUUUUUGGAACAUCUAUCACAUAUUUUUAAUGUCAUGAAUUUGUCCGGCAUCAAGUGUAAAAUGAAAUGGUGUUUAAUGUCCUUCUGUUCUGCUCUGGCUGUGCUUAUGAAGACAGUCAUACACCAUCUAGUGUGCUAUGAGGUAAAUUUUGCUCGGACAGCGACACAAUGGAGUACUGUUAUAUUGAAUUUCUACUGCCAAAGGUUCUUUUACGUGCAUGCCAAUGUGUACACAUUGUCCCAUCCGAACAACUUUACGUUGAAGUUUGCUAGGCCCUCUGUCCUACACCACUGACAAGGGGAAACCAUGUUGGAAAAUCCACAUAAACUUUCUCAACCAACACCAGGAUCAAAAACCGGACCUCCAGAUUAGCGAAUCUACAUCCUACUCACUGAGCCACCACUUCUCCAACAGUAAUAUGAGUAACUGAAUUACCAGUAAUAAUAAGUUGUAGAUGUUUGUGUAUUGUAUAUGUCCUGUAUUAAUAAUGCAAGUAAUAAAAUUCCAACUUAAUCAGGUUAUUUGAUAGAUUUAUGUCUACACCAAUAAUUAGACUUCCAAAACAUAUGUUAUUGUGUGAUAUAAUACAUAUUGCAUUUAUUAAUUAGUUAGAAUUACAUCAUAUUAUGCUUUAGAUCUACUUGAAUAUUCAAGAAAAUGAAGAAAUUAAAGGACUGGUUCUACAAAAAUUGUUUACAGUGGUGUAAACAUAUUCUGUUUAAGGAAUAAAGCCAACAAAACAUCACCAUUAUUUUCAUUGCCAUGAGUGAUGUACUCAUUUUUAUAAUAAUAUUCAGUGUCCCCCCAAAAAAAACUGCCAUCACAAAACUAGCUUAGUCGACAAAAGACAGGUUUCUUUUUUAAAUUUGUUUUUUCAAAAUUAAGGUCUUUCCCCCAUUACCUGGUGAUAUAUAGUUUGUGAAACAAAAGAUUAAUGCAACCAAAUCCAGGUGAACUUGAAAUGCAGUAUUGAAAUGACCUGCGAAAUGACUUUUUACAGAAUUCAUAUGACUGGCGAUCAUGAUCAUUCUCUUAUUUCUGUUGACCGAUUGCAUUUCAUUUUCUGGCAGCAUUUAUUUUUUUGUUUUACAGUAUUAUGUGUUACGCAGGCAGAGCCUGGGAAAUAUUGGAAGGGGAGUAAGACCAUAUUCAUUUUGAAUUUAUAAUUGGUGUUAGAAACGAGUUGACACACAAAUCUGAUCUGCAAUUUUUAAAGAUUCAGUAUUGUUAUAAAAAUCAAACAGAUCUGGUCUUUGAAGUUGAUAGUGCUGGGUAUUGCCACUGCAAUCAUUAUAGGAUACAUAUUGCGAUUCAGGUGCUACGAUAUGAUUCGUAUCACGAUUCAUAACCAGGUCAAUAUUUAUCAAGAAAACAACAGGAUAAAUGUAUAAUUGAUAUUUUUAGUUCUGCCGAUGUCGAAGAAAUAAAACUGUUUUAUAUCAAGAUAUUGAUAUGGAUCGAAAUAAGGACCAAAACAAUUUAAGAGUUUUUGUGUACCUAUGGAUAAAGUGUGACGUGGAUAAUUAAGAAUGAUAGGUUACUUACUGAAGCGAGAAAAAAAAAAGAAUCAUGAUACAUUGAUUCUGUGUCUCUCGAUUCAAUACGCAAAUCGUGAGAAACUGAAUCGCGAUACAUUGUUUCAACAAUAUAUCAGGCCAGCACUAGUAGUUGACGAUAAUAUAGCAUGCAAACUAAUUUACUCUUACAAUCCCCAAUUCUGAAAUUAGUUGGCGACCAAAUAAGGUUUGGUUACAGUAAGUGACGUUCAUGAAGGAUAGGUGUCAACAUAGGUCUAGCCUGUUCCCCAAUCCAAUUUCAAAUGAAAUAAAUAUUGUUUAUCCCCAAAAAAUGAAGGAUACACAUUGGGUAUUACUUAAGAAUAUUGUUAGUACCAACGAAUAUCGAAUAUCGCAAGAAAAGCUUAAAUAAGAAUUUUGUUUUGCCCCAAUAUAGACAUAUUUUGAGGUUUUCCAAAUCCUGCGUCAAUCAGAUUUUAUGAUUAUAAACUAAUACCAUAUUUGAUAUUAAAAUAAUUAAAAUUUAUAUCUAUCAUCAGUGUUUGUAUUGUCAUAUAUAUUCAAAGCAAAAUAAAAGCAUUUGAUAUGCAUUAAUAUUUAAAGCAUAUUUUACAUGCACAGAUCCAAUUAAUAUGGGUUUUAUUACAAAUUUUAUUAAGGAUCCAUGUAUAUUUAUUGACUAUUUGUUAAUUUACCAUUGCAGGUCAUUGAUAGAUAUUAUUUAUUUAAAAUACAUAUUUAAAUAAACAAUUGUUAUCUUUGUGUUAUAGCUAAUCAUUAAAAUAGCAUCAAGUCAUA